Messenger RNA from Amborella trichopoda, 1588 nucleotides. RefSeq names its product GroES-like zinc-binding alcohol dehydrogenase family protein. Gene Ontology annotation, molecular function: zinc ion binding; oxidoreductase activity, acting on the CH-OH group of donors, NAD or NADP as acceptor. Lineage: Eukaryota; Viridiplantae; Streptophyta; Magnoliopsida; Amborellales; Amborellaceae. The record is from RefSeq and is a predicted model, not a curated record.
CAGAAAAACAUGGCCGUAUCUCUCUGACACUUCAAAAAAUCCCUACGUUUUCUCAGAGGAUCACGACAAGAUUGCCACCCUUUUAAUGACAACGCCACUUCUCAGUCUCUUUUUACAGAGCUAGAGCUCGAGCUCGAGCUCCUCUCUUUUAUAUAGCAGUCAUAGUAGCAGGGGUUAGAGCUUUUGCAGAAGGAAUAGGAGUAGUGAUAGAUUUAGAGAACAUGGGUAAAGGGGCCAUGUCUCAUGGAGUUUCAGAAGAAGGGGAACCUGAGAACAUGGCUGCUUGGCUUCUUGGUGUUAAUACUCUCAAGAUUCAGCCUUUCAAGCUCCCUCCUCUUGGUCCACAUGAAGUCAGAGUGAGAAUGAAAGCAGUGGGUAUAUGUGGGAGCGAUGUGCACUAUUUGAAGAAUAUGAGGUGUGCUGAUUUUAUUGUUAAAGAACCUAUGGUCAUUGGGCAUGAGUGCGCUGGUAUAAUUGACGAAGUAGGGAGCAAGGUGAAUACACUGGUUGUUGGUGACCGUGUAGCUUUGGAGCCUGGAAUCAGUUGUUGGCACUGCAACUACUGCAAAGCGGGAUCCUACAAUUUGUGCCCUGAUAUGAAGUUUUUUGCAACACCUCCAGUGCAUGGCUCUCUGGCAAAUCAGGUUGUUCAUCCUGCUGAUCUGUGUUUUAAGCUGCCUGAAAAUGUGAGCUUGGAAGAAGGUGCAAUGUGUGAGCCCCUUAGUGUUGGUAUCCAUGCUUGUCGUCGAGCAAAUGCUGGACCAGAGACCAAUGUAUUGGUAAUGGGGGCUGGCCCAAUAGGCCUUGUUACAAUGCUCGCAGCCCGUGCUUUCGGAGCCCCAAAGGUUGUUAUAGUGGAUGUAGAUGACCAACGAUUAUCUUUUGCCAAAGCGAUUGGUGCACAUCAAAUUAUCAAAGUUUCUACAGAUAUGCAGGAUGUCGAGGAAGACGUAGGCCGAAUAGAAAGAGCAAUGGAGGGUGCAGUUGAUAUAACAUUUGAUUGUGCUGGCUUUGGCAAAACUAUGUCGACUGCCCUGAAGGCGACACGUGCUGGCGGUAAAGUUUGCCUUGUGGGAAUGGGACACAACGAGAUGACUGUGCCCCUGACUCCUGCUGCUGCAAGAGAAGUGGAUGUUGUUGGUGUCUUUCGAUACCGAAACACAUGGCCUCUUUGCCUCGAGUUCUUGAGCAGUGGAAAGAUCGAUGUGAAGCCUUUGAUAACGCAUAGGUUUGGGUUCUCUGAAAAGGAGGUUGAAGACGCCUUCGAGACUAGUGCUCGAGGUGGUAAUGCUAUCAAGGUUAUGUUCAAUCUUUAGAGCAAACCCAUAUUUCAUUCUGAUUAAUGGAUUUUACUAAGUUUCGUCUAGCAUUUUUUUCCAGUGGGAGAGGGAAGAAGAAGCGUUAUUGUUGGUUAAUGCUUAUUUUCUGAAUGUUACUAAGCGUUAACGUGUGUGAAGUGUUAUUUUCAUCAUGGAUGAGCUGAAGGACAGUUGCUGGUUUUUGCUUUUCAAUCUGUACAAAGAACAGGUUCAGCUUUUAAUUUGUAAAACAUUAGAAACACAUAUAUAUUACUGGUUUGCUGGAUAUA